[Torrubiella] hemipterigena is the source of this 2646-nucleotide messenger RNA. Lineage: Eukaryota; Fungi; Ascomycota; Sordariomycetes; Hypocreales; Clavicipitaceae. The record is from the annotation of a GenBank genome assembly.
UGAAAAACUUCAUUUUCUUAGAUUUUCUUUCCUGUAGAGAUGCAAUGGCAAGAGAGAGUUUGAGUGGAGGGGAGAUGGAUUGCAGAUGGCAGCAGCAGCAAUAAUAGUAAUACUAGCAGCAGAGGCGAAGCUGCUACUCCUUCGUAUAUCAAUCAGAGGCCCUGCCAUCAUAGCAAAGUUACUGUGACGGUGCAAUACGGCUAUGCAGCUACGCGUUCUAGUGUAAUUGCCAAGCACAAUUCCCCCAGAAAACUGGUCCUGGUUGUCGCUUGUCUUAGCAUCCGACGCCCGGAAGCUGGGCUUGCCGUUGCGAAUUGUGGGCGUGAUGGCGACGCUGAUUGGCCAGCGAUUAUCUGAUCAGAUUAAAAAUCCAAUCUCCCCAUCCAAGCGUCCGCGCUAGCACAGGCUAGUGGCUGAGACAAUUUGCUGCAAGGUACAAAUUUGUACGCCCAGGGAGACACCCAAAAAGCAAGUCACAAAGAGGGCGUCGGGAGGCCUGUGUUCCGGCCACCAUCGAGGACUCCGACCCCAGAAAAUAGACUGGAUCGACCCAAGGCUACUGCUUUUGCCUUGCAUCUAGAGCCUAUUUGGGAGAUUGGCCUUUGGAAUCAUUCCUCCCGGCUCAGGCCUCAUCCGAAUUUAGCGUGUAGUUUUGUGAAUAAGGUUGCACAAGAGUGCAAAGAGGCAGCCAUUGUUGACCUUGGCGCGUCUGAUUUGGCCAAGUUGAGAUAUGCUUUCGGACGCGUUGGCUUCCGGCAGAGAAAAAGAACUAUGAUAUAACAAGCCCGUGCUGCGGCCAUUGCUGUACAGAAGCUACCAUUGCUUGAUCUCAUCACACUCCAAUUAACACUUCUCCUCCUAAGGAUCCAUACAUCUCCAUCAUGUACUUCUCUCAGGCCACUAUUGCAGCCGUCGUUGCUGCCGGACUCGUGUCCGCUGCUCCCGCCACUGUUGCCAAGCGCGUUGCCGUUACUGAUGCUGAUAUCCUUCAGUACGCCCUGACAUUGGAGCACCUCGAGGACACCUUCUACCGCGAGGGUCUCCAGAAGUUCUCCGAGAGCGACUUCAAGGCUGCCGGCUUUGACUCGGUUGUCUACAACAAUGUCAAGACCAUUGCCAGCGACGAGGCUGCACACGUUGAGUUCUUGACUGGUGGUCUUACUGCUGCUGGUGCCAAGCCCGUUGCUGCCUGCACAUACGACUUUGGUGUCAAGGAUGUCAAGAGCUUCAUGGCCACCGCCUCUGUCCUUGAGGGCGUUGGUGUUUCCGCCUACCUCGGCGCCGCUGCUGACAUUAUGAGCAAGGGCUACCUCACGGCCGCCGGCUCUAUCCUCACCGUCGAGGCCCGCCACUCCUCGUACGUCCGCGCCAGCUUGAAGCAGAAGCCCUUUGCCCAGGCCUUUGACACCCCUCUGUCUCUGGACGAGGUGUACUCCUUGGCCUCUGGCUUCAUCAAGUCGUGCCCCAAGGAGAACGCCGCACUCCCUGUUAAGGCUUUCCCUGCCCUCGCUCUUGACCCCAAGGCCGGCACCGUCAAGACUGGCGACGAGAUUACUCUGUUGACACCCAACUACAUUCUCAAGGGUGCUGAGGGCCCCGCCACCAUCUACGCUGCCUUCAUCUCCGUCACUGGCCCUACCUUUGUCGAGGCCAAGCCCGUCGAGGGCGGCUUCAAGGUCACAGUUCCCAAGGGCUUUGGUGGUCAGAGCUACGUGGUCCUGACAAGCUGCAAGGACGCCGUCAACGACGACACCGUUGCUGCCGGACCUGCUAUUGUGGAGAUUAGCAACUAAAGCAAAGAAGCAGUGAUUAAGCAGAGAAGCGGAAUGAUAUCCGAACCUUAUUUAAUUCUAAUGUAAUUUACCUUUUUUUUCCCCUUUCAGCUCCAUGCCCUUUAUCCUUUUUCACAUUGCCACUUCUGCCGGCUUUGGCAUCGUAUGUCGUUUACGAGUGCAUGACGUGUUGAUGUGGAUAUCUCGCUCAUGCGGCGUGAUGUUGGCUGGUCUAGAUGGAAUCCGAGAACCAAUCAACGUCGCUCUUUAUUGGCCAGUGUUUGGUGCCAAUUAACCCCGGGUUAGGAACGAUGGCGGGGGAUCCUGGAGAAGCCGUUGAUAGCCAUUCGAUGCCGGGGAAGGAGGUGCGGAGAAGCGAACCAGCGUUGAGGGGAAGGCGGGUUAAUGCUGUAGCAGUGAUUUAGCCUUGAUUAAGCGGAGACGGAGUGGAUGCGAGAGGGAAAGGGGAGCCUGGGGCAGAGCCCAAAAGGAGCAAAGAAAGCCAUGCGUGCUUUGUUUUUGUGUACAGACAGCGUGUACGGUGCACGGUGCCUCAGCGUGCUGUCCAGCAUGGUGCGUGUGGAGAAGGCCAACAGAGCCCAACAAAGGGGGGGAAAUUGCUAACCUUGGAAAAGGAACGGGCUAGGCUGCGCCAGGCUGGGCGCCGGGGGGCGCGGGCUGCGCGUGAAUUUGACCAAAAAAAGUGUAAGCCCGUGAGUUUAUUUCAAACAAAGAAAAUUUUGCGCAGGACGUUGUAGCGGAGAAAUUAACUUUUCGCUUGUUUUUUUAUUUUAUUCUAUAUGUCGUUUUUACGCGUUUGCGACCAUGACGAACAUACCCCUAAUGAGGCACACUAAGAAAUACACUAACGGGG